AUGCCCAAAGCUAUUGAUAUAUCUCCUGGGGGCCGCACGAUGGAGAUGCACGCGUACCCACCGAGCCUCGCAAGCACCAGCAGCACCACGGAGUCGUCUUUACGUUCGCCACCCUCCUUACGUGCAAAGAGCCUAUCUCCUGCACCGAAGCGUUCACUGGGAUCACCCCCACCUAUUCUUGCCGCGCGACCACUAUUUCCUACAAAGAGUACCUCCCCGCCAUCGUCGGGGCUCAAGUCCAGCAGCGUGUCACGACCAUUGGUAGCCCCUGUGUUAGAAGAGAAGGAUUGGGCAGCAUGGGACGAUGAGAGCGUGGAUGAGUGGGAGGAGGCUGGGGCCAUUAAUGGGGAAGUCGUGAGCAAAAUCGAUGCGCGAACAGAAGACGGCAUUUGGACUGGUCAUGCACAGCCGAUUGAUUCCGUCUCAUGA
This is a messenger RNA of Fibroporia radiculosa, 429 nucleotides long. RefSeq lists its product as uncharacterized. Lineage: Eukaryota; Fungi; Basidiomycota; Agaricomycetes; Polyporales; Fibroporiaceae. The transcript has a single exon. Bases 1 to 429 code for a protein of 142 amino acids. The record is from RefSeq and is a predicted model, not a curated record.